Hyla sarda is the source of this 1501-nucleotide messenger RNA. Its product is annotated as B2 bradykinin receptor-like. Gene Ontology annotation, biological process: neutrophil chemotaxis; immune response; G protein-coupled receptor signaling pathway. Gene Ontology annotation, cellular component: membrane. NCBI's taxonomy places the organism in Eukaryota, Metazoa, Chordata, Amphibia, Anura, Hylidae. The coding region runs from base 420 to 1439 and encodes 339 amino acids. The record is from RefSeq and is a predicted model, not a curated record. Gene Ontology annotation, molecular function: bradykinin receptor activity. The transcript has 2 exons.
CUAGGCUGUGAGAUGUACCUAGGGUUGCAAGACUGGGCCCCUUGCAUGGGGUCAAUAUGGGUGUCCCAGGACACAUGGGACAGACUGGGAUUGGGGAUGGUGGGACCAACUGUAAUCACCACCUGAACUGCAGCGGCUUGGGCCACAGAGGGAUUUCUUGUUGGUGCCUGCUCUUCAGGCCAAACCUCCGCCACUGCAGGAGUAGGCCAAGGCACUUUCGUGGGUUAGGCCGAACCUCCCUUACAGCUGGAGUAGGCCUUGUACAUGAGUUGGUGCCCAGUGAUCAGGCCAAACCUCCUUGCUCAUAGGAAUAGGCCUGGGCACAUCUGUACAGGAACCUUGACUGGAAUGACUUUGAUACUUGGGAUUCAUCGCUGGAGGAUCACUUUGGACAGGAGUCCAAGCAUAUUGAAUGCAAGAUGAUGAGCACACAACCCAAUGGAACGAUGACAACGUUGGCUAAUACCAAAUUAACUCCAUGUAUAGAGUGGGAAUUCUUGCAGAGGCUCUUUGCCUUCCGGCCCCCGUAUAUGUGGGUCAUCUUCGUCUUGGGCUUCAUAGAAAACUUGUUUGUCAUCUCCGUCUUUGUCCUUCAUAAGAGUCGCUGCACAGUGACUGAGAUCUACCUGGGGAACAUGGCGGCUGCUGAUCUGAUAUUUGUUAGUAGUCUACCAUUCCGGGCUUUAGAUAUCUCCAACAAUUUGUACUGGCCAUUCGGAGGCUUCAUGUGCUCAACUGUCUACUCCUUGUUUCAGUUCAACCUUUACAGCAGCAUCUACCUCCUUAUGAUGGUCAGUAUUGGGAGAUAUCUGGCUUUGGUGAAGCCCAUGUCCACAGGUCGUUUAAGAAGGCCUUGGUGGGCAAAGCUGAUCUGUGGGAUCAUCUGGAUGUUUGCAGCUGCAUUAAGCGUGCCCAAUGCGCUGUUCCGAAAGGUGGUGUUCAUCAAAAAUUUUAAUAUCACUAGAUGUGUAAUAGACAGAUCAUCAAAUAACUGGUUUAUUGCAGCAAAUAUAAUCAUAAAUGUUCUCGGCUUCUUACUGCCUCUGGUUGUAAUCGCCUUUUGUACGUCUCAAAUGAUUCAUGUUUUAAGGAACAUUACAAAGAAACAGUUCAAGAAUGUCAACAAGCAGAGAAAAGCCACUUGGCUGGUCUUGUCUGUAUUCUUGGUCUUCAUAGUGUGUUGGCUCCCCUACAAUAUUACCCUCUUUAUUAACACAUUAGUUCGAGCCAAUGUCUUUCUUCCAUGUAUGGUGAAAAAUGUCAAUCGUACUGUUAACAGUAUCUCUGUUUACCUUGUCCUCACUAACAGCUGUAUCAAUCCGAUCAUAUACAGUAUGCUUGGGAAUCACUUUAGGCAAAAAGCCAGAGAGGUCUUCAGGAGGCUUCUAUGUAAGGGAUCUGACAGACAGAGGUCAUCAAUUCCAACAGAUGAAUCAUGAAUCUUUCUCCAUGGGAUCAUACAAGAACUCAAUUCUGAGUAUCUACGUUGGCACCUUUUGGA